CCGCUAGACCCGAGCACAACCCCGACCGUCAGUGCGAACGGCACAAGCGCUACCCCCGGGCCCACCAGCACGGCCGUCUCCGAUCCGAACAAGUGUGUCACGGAGGCGGAAGCACCCAAGCUUGCCCAGAUCUUCCAAUUGCUCAUCCAGAACUACACCAACCAAUUCGCCCUUGACACGCUCACCGAGGACUUCAUCGAUUACAGUUCGUCCGUCAACUCCCUGAUGAACAAGGGUGCACAAUACCCGAAGGAUACUCUUAGCGCGACUUUCGACAGCCGCGCGAAGUUCAUGGCAGGUCAAGGCUCUCAGCCACUCAUUCCGUUCGAGAUCCUCAAUGUGUUCCACGGCUGCAGGCACGUUGCUGCCAGGUGGAAGACUACCCGCUCCGGUGCCGGCCAGAAGACCGAGGCUGCUAUGAUCCCUCUCGUCGGUAACGGUAUCCUCGACUUGAUACCCGCCGACGACAACAGCCUCGGAUGGCGCGUCAGGACUCUUUACUCAGAGUUCAACACGGCCGCAUGGCUUGUCAACCUUGGUGUGUUCAAGCCCGCCGGCAAGGUCGACUACAUCAACGUUGCGAACACAACCAACACGACCGUUAAGAGAUCGGAGGAGGACUAUGACUUCGAGUGGCGCGGCUCGAUGAUAUAA
Messenger RNA from Baudoinia panamericana UAMH 10762, 654 nucleotides. RefSeq lists its product as uncharacterized. The transcript has 2 exons. NCBI's taxonomy places the organism in Eukaryota, Fungi, Ascomycota, Dothideomycetes, Mycosphaerellales, Teratosphaeriaceae. The record is from RefSeq and is a predicted model, not a curated record. The annotation marks the transcript as partial.